Messenger RNA from Suillus subaureus, 1326 nucleotides. RefSeq lists its product as uncharacterized. Bases 1 to 1326 code for a protein of 441 amino acids. The record is from RefSeq and is a predicted model, not a curated record. The transcript is spliced from 4 exons. NCBI's taxonomy places the organism in Eukaryota, Fungi, Basidiomycota, Agaricomycetes, Boletales, Suillaceae.
AUGCCUCCUCCACCUGUACCACCCAAAGUCAUGGCCAUCCUUGAGCCUGAAAUGAAUGCGCUCAUGGAUUGUUUAAAGAACGCGGUGGUAAGAACUGGUCAAAUUUAUUCCUUUCAUGCCGAUUCCCGAAGACUUGGUAUUAACAAAUAUGCUCCAUAUCCACCACGUUCUUUGACAGAUUCACUCGGACAUGAGGUCGAAAAAUUCGAUCAACUUUAUGAUGCGAUGGAAUCGCGUUUGCUUCGAGCGAUCGCUGUGCUAGAACGAGACCUAGCCCGUGAGCAACAUCGCGCUCGCGAAGCCGAGAAUGCCGCGAUCGCUACCCGCACUCGUUCCAAAUCCACAUCAGAGUCUCCAACCACACGAAAAGUUCCUUUACCCCCACUGGAGGUCAACACAGAUGUCGUCAUGGGUCCACCAGCUCUUCCGGUUCAAGCAUCUCCUCCUCAAGGUCUUGCGAAUCCUACUCGCCGCGGAUCAACCAUAUCUCUAUCAUCCCUGCACCGCCCCCCAUUCCCUCUCAAACUAGACCUCUCCUCAUCUUCCCUCCGAAUGUCCGCAGAAGAAGCCGCUUUAUUUUCCCAGAGUUUACCCUCUCCAGUAUCUCUUGCGCCCAAAUCGGCUCGUCCUUCAGCUCAAGCGGAGUUAGACCUCAUAGCUGCAUUUACGUCUGCAACUGCCGGUUCUUCACAACACGUUGACAUUGACUUAACUAUCGAGGAUGGAUCCCCUCUACCUCCCAUCGAUGCAUCCCUAGGAAAUUCAGCAGACAAGCCAAUUGAGCUCGAUCUUGACUCCAUCGACAUGGAAAUGUCAACCAUGACAGAUCUUUUUGGAGAUGGAACCGAAACAGGGUCGGGAGAGAACAGUGGGGUAGAAGGCAUAUUUUCCCCCGUCGUUCCUGAUUCCGGGGCUUCAGACCCCGCAAAGGAGUCCCAAGAAGGUGGUCUUGACAUGGAGAUGCUCGGCGCACUAUCAGCAGCGGAUCAUAGCAACCACGGCAAUGAUGUGUUCGGACCAUCAGAUUCUGAUGGACUGCAAUCUGUACAGCAUUCCACGCUUGGCGUCCAGAGUGCGCAUCCUGGAAAUGUUGCACCUUCCCCCAGUGCGAUUCUCGCAAGUUUCGCUACUUCUCAAUCAGAUGGGGCCAGUCACCAGCUUCCAAGUGGAGACAGUAAUUUCGAUUUGUCCACUCUUGAUCUUGCCAACUUCGAUCCUACCUUCUUCCACCGGCCCCCAGAUAUGAACUUGAUGGAUAUGGAGGCGUUGCUGGAUUCCAUGGGUCAGGGCGGGGGCAAUUCUGAUGGGUCAAAACCACCACCAUGA